Sclerotinia trifoliorum is the source of this 1602-nucleotide messenger RNA. The record is from the annotation of a GenBank genome assembly. NCBI's taxonomy places the organism in Eukaryota, Fungi, Ascomycota, Leotiomycetes, Helotiales, Sclerotiniaceae.
CAUCUUCUGAAGUUGUCUCAUGAAUUUUAUUCAAUAAUGUCCUCCGGCGUUGUGGCUGGGUGUGGCUGGUGGGCUAAUCAAGCCUACAAAUUAAGGCUCAAAAUCUAAGCUCCGGAACAGCUUCUCCACGGGUGCGCCACAUAGCACUUUGAUAAUCACUCCACAACAAACCCCAAUACCGCAAUAUAACUUCCAAUUCCCGUCCUGGAGCUUCGCACACUAUUCCAUAGUACUCAUUCCUUCAUAUCGUCGUAAAGAGAAACAGAGUCGUCAUCAUGCUUACCGAGCGAGAAAUGCAAAUAAGCCCGAUUGUGCAAGAGUCUGUGAUGCACAAUACGAAGGUUCGUUAGUUAUUAUUUUAAAGCUCAAGGGAGGCACCUCUCUUUCUGGGGUAGCGGGGAGAGCGAAUUGCUCUGAAUAAGCUUGCCAAUAACUUACCAUUACUAUUCCAUCUCUUCCCAUCACACAGACGAAUCAGUUGAACUAAUCAUCAUCCCACAUAGACCCUCGCAACUCUCCACAAUCUCACAGCCUCCCUCUUUGGUAUCGCUGCGGGUAUCCUCGGUCUCGAAUCCUAUCCCGGAUUUCUAUUCUACAUCUUCUUCACGCUCCUCACCACUACCUUCGUAUAUCUCUUUCGCAUAGCUCCGCAUAUGAGUAAAGACACAAUGGGUAAUAGAUAUUUUAGAGGAGCGUGGGAGUUUUGGACCAGUGGGUUGGUAGAGGGGCUGAGUGGGUUUGUAUUGACUUGGACGUUAUUUUAUGGGUUGGUUAGGGCGUGACGAGGGACAAUUGGGAAAAGUGCAAAGGGAGUUUGGGCAUGGAUUUGGGAGAUAUUCGUGGAAUAUGCCGAGGUAGGGCAUCACUAUGAAGAAUAUUCGGACGUGGCAGGACAUCAUCUCGAAAAAUCCGUCGAUUUCCAUUCCCAGUCGUCCUCGACAUGAAAGCCUGUUGAAAAAUGCGGGGAUUGGAAAGGAUGAAUAGAUCACGAGCGCAAUCGAGAGGAAUUCGGGCAAAAACAGGAUUAGGAACAUAGAUAUGGUGAUGACAGGAAGGAAGACAGUGGAUUGCGCUUGGUGGAUUUAGACGCGGAUGGAUUUUCAUUAUUGCAGUAAUAUUCAGCUGGGCGUGGCGCUUGGGGUUGAACGCGAUGAAACCACGCAUCCUUGAUGUUUGCUUUUGGAAGGGCGGUUAUAUUUGUGUGUCCAAAUACUGCGCUGCUGCACAGAGUAAAGCUAAGGAAUAGCAAAUUCUCCUUUGCGGAUACAAAUUUGAGUUGAAACUUCUGCCGUAUGACAAUCGGGGCGAGUAUUCGUAAUACGGUAGAAAGAGCUAUUCUAUUAUUUCUUCUUUGAUGUUGAGCUGCAUGCCCAUUUCUUAUAUUGUCCCCGUCUAGGUACUCGCUAGUUGGCUCAGAUUUACCUCACAAAAGUAGUGGAUCGGAAGGCAAUUGUUGCUAUACAAUGCGGAGGAGUGGUAAAAUUCACCAAAUUACCAAAUUUAACAUAUGUUUGUUUAUGCUCAGCUCGUUUCCUUGAAUAUCAUGCCUUCAUACGAUUAGAAACUCUAUCGCUGUGUCUGUUGGAUAUCCUGUUAGCAAAG